This is a messenger RNA of Pieris macdunnoughi, 987 nucleotides long. The record is from the annotation of a GenBank genome assembly. NCBI's taxonomy places the organism in Eukaryota, Metazoa, Arthropoda, Insecta, Lepidoptera, Pieridae.
AUGGCAGACAGAGAUACAGAUGAGUUAAACAUUGAUAAUGUAAUAAAAAAAUUGCUAAAAGUCCGAGGCGAAAAGCCUGGGAUGAAUGUACAGUUAACGGAGGUGGAAAUAAAAGGGCUAUGUUUGAAGUCCCGAGAAAUUUUCCUUUCACAGCCGAUAUUACUUGAAUUGGAGGCUCCUCUUAAGAUAUGCGGUGAUAUACAUGGACAAUACUAUGAUCUCUUAAGAUUAUUUGAAUAUGGAGGAUUUCCUCCUGAAUCAAAUUACCUCUUCCUUGGUGACUAUGUUGACCGUGGAAAGCAGUCUCUUGAGACCAUAUGCCUCCUGCUUGCAUAUAAGAUUAAGUAUCCGGAAAACUUCUUCUUGUUAAGAGGAAAUCAUGAGUGUGCCAGUAUCAAUAGGAUUUAUGGGUUUUACGAUGAAUGCAAACGGAGGUACAACAUUAAGCUAUGGAAGACGUUCACAGACUGCUUCAACUGUUUACCUGUUGCGGCGAUAGUUGACGAGAAAAUCUUCUGUUGCCACGGCGGGCUAUCUCCGGACCUACAAGCGAUGGAGCAGAUCCGCAGAAUCAUGCGUCCAACAGAUGUACCCGACCAGGGAUUGCUCUGCGACCUGCUUUGGUCCGACCCAGACAAGGAUGUCACUGGAUGGGGUGAAAACGACCGUGGUGUCAGCUUUACUUUUGGCACAGAGAUUGUGGGCAAAUUCUUAUCAAAGCACGAGUUCGACCUCAUCUGCCGAGCCCAUCAAGUCGUCGAAGACGGAUACGAGUUCUUCGCGAAACGGCAACUUGUCACUCUCUUCUCAGCUCCAAACUAUUGUGGAGAGUUUGAUAAUGCUGGAGCACUGAUGUCGGUGGACGAGACGUUGAUGUGCUCGUUCCAAAUCCUGAAGCCGGCAGACAAGCGCAAACUCUACUCCGGCCUCAACAUGGGGAGACCCAACACGCCGCCUCGAGCUCAGCCCAAGAACAAGAAGAAGUGA